UGUCCCCCUCCCCCGGCCCUGCCCGUGACCUCCGCCCCGUGACCUGUGACCUCCCUCCCCCCCCACCGGGCCACCGCCCCGGAAGGGCACCUGCGGCGCGGGGCGGGGCCGCAGGAGGAAGCACCGGGCGGCCCCGGCAGCGGCACCGCCACCGACCCCGGCCCCGGCCCCAGCCAUGGCGGGCAGCGAGCGGGUGCGGGACCUGCAGAGCGAGGUGGAGGGCGUCAAGACCAUCAUGACGCAGAACGUGGAGCGUAUCCUGGCGCGGGGCGAGAACCUCGACCACCUCCGUAACAAGACCGAGGACCUGGAGGCCACGUCAGAGCAUUUCAAGACAACGUCGCAGAAGGUGGCCCGCAAGUACUGGUGGAAGAACCUGAAGCUGCUGCUCAUCCUUGGCCUCGUGGGCGCCAUCAUCCUCAUCCUCAUCAUCCUCCUCGCCACGGGCGUCAUCCCCACCUAGAGGCGCCAUGCCAGGCGUCCACCGCGCGUGCCUUCGGGGAGGCCAAGGUGCCUGGCGGGUGCCCGGGUGCUGUGCCUCCCCCCUGCCACUGUCUCCUUGUGUUUCCCCGUGUCCGCGGGCAAUACAGCGAGUCCGGACGA
This is a messenger RNA of Rhea pennata, 603 nucleotides long. It is a transcript of the gene VAMP8, whose product is annotated as vesicle associated membrane protein 8. Bases 176 to 463 code for a protein of 95 amino acids. Gene Ontology annotation, molecular function: SNAP receptor activity; syntaxin binding. Gene Ontology annotation, biological process: vesicle fusion; SNARE complex assembly; mucus secretion. Gene Ontology annotation, cellular component: plasma membrane; mucin granule; SNARE complex. NCBI's taxonomy places the organism in Eukaryota, Metazoa, Chordata, Aves, Rheiformes, Rheidae. The transcript is spliced from 3 exons. The record is from RefSeq and is a predicted model, not a curated record.